CUCGGCUGUAGACUUGAAGAGUUACUGGAGUGAAGGCAGAGUUGCAUGUCUUCUUAAAGAAGAGGAAGGAGGAAGGAGGGAAUCGAUAUUAGUUGUCUCUCUGAGAAUUUCUCCGAUGGCAUCUUCCCCUGCUCUCAUUAGUGGAACGGAGGCAUGGAAGGACUUGAAGUGCCAUGUCGAAGCAAUCAGUAAAACACAUCUUCGAGACCUGAUGAAGGAUUCUGAUCGCUGCGGAUCGAUGUUGGUGGAGCUCGAAGAUAUACGUCUCGAUUACUCGCGACAACGGGUCACUCGUGAAACCAUGGAGAAGCUCUAUAACUUGGCAGAGGUGGCUAACCUUAAAGGAAAAAUCCAUGACAUGUUCAGUGGUAAAAAGAUAAAUGCUACCGAGAAUCGGUCCGUUCUUCAUGUAGCUCUAAGGUCUCCGAGGGAUGCUGUCAUAUGCAGCGAUGGGAAAAAUGUAGUGCCUGAAGUUUGGAGUGUGCUUGACAAAAUAAGUGAAUUCUCUGAAAGGGUUCGAAAUGGAUCCUGGGUUGGGGUGACGGGGAAGCCGUUGAAGGAUGUUAUCUCCGUAGGCAUUGGUGGCAGUUACUUGGGUCCUCUAUUUGUUCAUACUGCUCUUCAAACAGAACCGGAAGCAAUGGCAUGUGCAAAGGGACGGCAGCUAAGAUUCCUUGCCAAUGUUGACCCUAUUGAUGUUGCUCGAAGUAUUGCUGGUUUAGAUCCUGAAACCACCCUGGUGGUGGUGGUUUCAAAAACAUUUACCACAGCUGAGACCAUGUUAAAUGCUCGAACACUGAGGGAAUGGAUUUCAUCAGCUCUUGGUCCAGAAGCUGUGGCAAAGCAUAUGGUGGCUGUGAGUACAAACCUGGAGCUUGUCAAAAAAUUUGGAAUAGACCCUAAUAAUGCAUUUGCAUUCUGGGACUGGGUUGGAGGACGCUACAGUGUUUGCAGUGCUGUUGGUGUGCUGCCUUUGUCUCUGCAAUAUGGCUUUCCACUUGUUCAGAAGUUUUUAGAGGGGGCUUCUUUCAUUGAUCACCAUUUCCAUACCACACCAUUUGAGAGGAAUAUACCAGUUCUUCUGGGACUUCUGAGCAUAUGGAAUGUUUCUUUUCUGGGAUAUCCUGCGAGAGCUAUCUUGCCAUACUCUCAAGCAUUGGAAAAGUUUGCUCCUCAUAUCCAACAGGUGAGCAUGGAGAGUAAUGGGAAGGGUGUGUCAAUAGAUGGUGUUCCUCUUCCUUUUGAGGCUGGGGAGAUUGACUUUGGUGAACCUGGCACGAAUGGUCAGCAUAGUUUCUAUCAGCUAAUCCAUCAGGGACGUGUUAUUCCUUGUGAUUUUAUUGGCAUUAAGAAGUCACAGCAGCCUGUCUACCUGAAAGGGGAGCCAGUGAGUAACCAUGAUGAGCUCAUGUCUAACUUCUUUGCGCAGCCAGAUGCUCUUGCUUAUGGGAAGACUCCUCAGGAAUUGGAAGGUGAGAAAGUUCCUCAGCAUCUGAUUGCUCACAAGACUUUCCCUGGGAAUAGGCCAUCAGUCAGCCUUCUUCUUCCUUACCUAGAUGCUUAUAAUAUUGGACAGUUGCUAGCAAUUUAUGAACACAGAAUUGCAGUUGAAGGUUUUAUAUGGGGGAUAAACUCUUUUGACCAGUGGGGAGUGGAGUUAGGAAAGUCAUUGGCAGCUCGUGUAAGGAAUCAGCUGAGUUCUGCUCAUGCAAAUGGUGCACCAAUUGGAGGAUUCAACUAUAGUACCACUUGGUUACUGACGAAAUAUUUGGAGGGCGAGUCUCUUGUUGGAUCAUGUGGUUCCACGUCGCUUCCAAACGUGUGAUGAUGGUGAAACUGGUGUGAUCGCCAAACCCACAUGGCUUCUUGUUUAGUUAAUGGCUUUACUUUUUUCAAGUAGGCUAUCCGCAUCCAAUGUUCUAAUUGGAUUUUCAGAUCAUAUUUAUGUGCUUUAAAUAGUUGAAGUCCUGUCCGUGGAAGUCCUUGUUUCUGUUUACAAGUUCAAAUCUAAGUUUUGAGUGAGUAAUAUCUUUCACGUGAGAACUAGGAGAAGCACGACAGUGUGUGUUGGCUUUUAAAUAAAAUCUAUUUCGCUUGUUUA
Molecule: messenger RNA, 2101 nt
Organism: Nymphaea colorata (pocket water lily)
Lineage: Eukaryota; Viridiplantae; Streptophyta; Magnoliopsida; Nymphaeales; Nymphaeaceae
Product: glucose-6-phosphate isomerase, cytosolic
Exons: 23
Coding region: 116-1825 (569 amino acids)
Biological process (GO): gluconeogenesis; glycolytic process; glucose 6-phosphate metabolic process
Cellular component (GO): cytosol
Molecular function (GO): glucose-6-phosphate isomerase activity; monosaccharide binding; carbohydrate derivative binding
Source: RefSeq, a predicted model, not a curated record